This is a messenger RNA of Siniperca chuatsi (mandarin fish), 3538 nucleotides long. RefSeq names its product sushi domain-containing protein 2-like. The transcript has 16 exons. Lineage: Eukaryota; Metazoa; Chordata; Actinopteri; Centrarchiformes; Sinipercidae. Bases 94 to 2562 code for a protein of 822 amino acids. The record is from RefSeq and is a predicted model, not a curated record.
GUUUAGAAAAGUGUUGAGUAUGUAUACCUGGGAUGAAACUGUAGAAGCAGCAAAGAGAAUACCAGAAACCUUGGCUAACAAUUUCACUCUGUCAUGAUGGAAAGAUUCACAGCAGUGAUAUUUGUCCUUCUGGUUUCAUGUAUCUGCAGGACAUUAGGACAGACAUGUGAAGGAAACUGUGGGGGAAAAUUAGACUCAUGCUCAUGCCACUCAACAUGCACGUCUCUGAAGAACUGCUGUACAGACUAUAAAGAGUACUGUGUGGAAAUCUUUCCAUAUUCCGGGUCCAUUUUGGGUGGGACAGAUUUUAUUGUUCUCGAUGCAAGUUUCAAUAAGAGUUCCAAGAUUGUAUGCAGGUUCAACAAUAAUACCAACACUGUGGGGUAUGUGGAUGAAAACAGUAGAGGCCAUUGUAUCUCGCCACUAUUGUAUGAAACAGGAUGGAUUCCUGUGCACAUCUCCUCAGAUAACGGCACCACAUUCAGCAGAGUUGGAGCCUGGCUCUCAGUACAUACUGGCAAGUUAGAUUCUCAGUUUAAGGCGAUUUUGGUCAACGCAACAAAAUGGCAGUACUAUGGCACACCUAAUGUUGGAGGCAAUCUUGAGAUGACAUGGAAUACCUCUUUGGUCAGAGCGGAUAGGGUCAACAUAGAGCUCUGGGGAUACAGGGAGACCGGAGAAACCUAUACAGACAACUGGCAGGGUGAGUGGGAGUAUCUGUACGCACUUGCAAAGGAUCAGCCCAACAGUGGUUCCUUUAGCUUUUUGCCCAAACCAGCAGAGAACGGCUUCUCAAGUUGGGAGCUUGGCUCUGUACGUGUCAGCCCCAACACCUAUCUUGAUGGCAUGUGGAAUGUACAAGCCGCAUGGACGGAGGAUCACGCCCUGGCCUGGCAUCUGGAGGAGAAGUUCAGGCAGAACUCAACAGUUUGGGCCCUAGACAAAUGUUUAGCAUGGGACCAGCUGGAAAAUCAGCUGCCCAACUUCCUCAGUGAGAUCAUAGACUGCCCCUGCACUCUGGCUCAAGCGAGAGCAGACACAGGGAGGUUUCAUACUGACUAUGGCUGUGAUAUAGAGAAAGGGAGUGUGUGCACCUACCACCCUGGGAGUGUUCACUGUGUGAGGGCGAUACAAGCCAGUCCUAAGUAUGCAGCAGGACAACAGUGUUGCUAUGACAGCACCGGCGCUCAGGUCCUGACAGCAGACUCGAUUGGAGGUAGUACUCCAGACCGCGCACACGACUGGGGCUCACCUCCAUUCAAGAAACCACCUCGAAUUCCUGGACAGUCCCACUGGGUCUAUGAUGUCCUGAGCUUCUACUACUGCUGCCUGUGGUCUGACAACUGCCACUACUAUUUCAAACACCGGCCCUCCAGUGACUGCAGGCGUUACCAGUCACCCAGCUCAGCUGUGGUGUUUGGAGAUCCCCACUUCAUCACAUUUGACGGUGUCAGCUACUCCUUCAAUGGCAAAGGGGAAUACACUUUGGUGACCUCAGCAAAAAAAAGGCUGACAAUCCAAGGCAGAACAGAGCCGGUGAAUGGUGAGCUACUGAAGGCUUUUAAAGGAACCACGAUAAAAGCAACAAAGUUGUCGGCUGUAGCCAUGAAAGAAGCAUCCUCUGAUGUUAUUGAGGUGCGGCUGGUCAGCGGUCACAACAGCCUUGAAGUGCUCCAGAAUCAAAAAACCCUCUACUUUACUGAGCAGAGCUGGAUGGACCUGCGUGGUGUGUUUGUGUUUUCUCCUACCUCUACAAAUGUGACCGUGAUGUUCCCCACUGGAGCCGGGGUGGAAGUGCGACUGAGAGAGGGAACUAUGACAACCACUGUGCUCCUGCCAGAGGAGUUCAGAGACUCCACCCUCGGACUGCUGGGAAAGAUGAACGGUGAUGCCAAAGACGACCUCGUUCUUAGUAACGGUCAACUUGUGCAAAACCACAACAAUCCAGAGGAGCUGUUCAGUUUUGGGGCAAGCUGGGCUGUCUACAACAAGUCUGCCUUGUUCACAUAUGAUUCAGAAUAUCUUUUGGACACAUAUUACUAUGGUCCCCGACAUGACCUUAGUUUUGUUCCAGUGUUUUCUGUCCCUGAGAGUCCAGAUGAUCCAUUAGCCAAUCAGGCAUCUGAGAUAUGCACUGGAGAGGGCUCUCAGUUCUGUAGGUAUGAUGUCCUGGUAGGUCGUAGUCCAAAAAUGGGAAAUGCUACCAGAGUGUCUUUCCAGAAUCACAAUUCUCUUGUGCAGGAUCUAAAGCCAGUGAUCUCCUGUGGAUGGCUUUCACCACCAAAUAAUGGGAAGAAAGAGGGGACCACAUAUUUGCAAGGAGCUAAGGUGCAGCUUUCCUGCGAUGAAGGCUACACUCUCAAAGGAUCAGCAGAGCGCAUUUGCCAGCAGAAUGGCCAGUGGUCUGGACAGGACACAAACUGCGUGGUUCCCAAUAAUCUCGCAGGAAUUGUGGCCGGUUCAGUCAUCGGAGCUGUCGCACUGAUUGUAAUCAUAACAACAAUCAUACUCCACUCCAGAAAACAGCAAAGAAAAGGAGCUGCGACAACUGAUGGCUUCUAACCACAAGUCUUGCUUUGCUAUCAUAUUGAACAUCUUCGUGUCUUCAUCUCCUGGAAAAUGAAAAACUUAAACUAAAAUGAAUACAUGCAUAAAUACUUAGAUAACAGAAAACACAGAAUAAUACAAAAGAGAUAUCUUAUUUUGGUUGUAAACUUUGUAAACCACAGUCGUGAUCCAGACUUAAAUAUUCUAAGGUUGAGCCAAGGUCCCUGCACAGUUAAAGAGUACACGCUAGAUCUUCCAUGGCAGACAAUUAUUGUUGCACUGACUUCUACAAGGUGACAUUUUAACCUGUGUUGCACUUUUGACCACACCACAUCACUGCACAGUAUUCUGGGCUACAAACUACAGCUUUAGGUUCAUUGUAAAGUGAAAACACUUUGUUAAUGAAGGUUCUGUGGGUUUGUUUGUAGGCCUAAAUCAAUAACUUACUGUAAGUCUGUUAAAUAAGCUAACAAUAAUUAAUCAAACUCUCGUCACAGGUGAAACAUUAACAAUGCAACCUGCUUCUGUUUAAAAACACACCAUUAUUGUUAAUGUCAUAUGCUUGCGAAGAAAUAUGGCGAAGAAAAAGAAAAUCUUCUUUUUAGCUUCUUCAGCUCUUCAGAUAACCUGCAUAUUUACAGAAACAGGAAAAACUAUAGGAUUAAAUGCAUUGUGUAUGUAUUGUUUGUGUAUUGUCAUCAAAUGCUGAUGAAUAUUAUUUACAGUUUAAAAGUUUUUCAAAUACAGUAUAUUCUGUAGCUUAAUUUCAGGGUGAAUCUCCUGUAUAACACCCAUGAGCUUUGUUAUGUAGCACACUUAAGACUCAAGACUUUUUUUCUUUUACUGUAUAUUCUGCAAAACUACACAAACAUAAAUUACAGUAAUGUUAACAGCACAUUUCAUUUCUGGCCAGCCUUUCGUCUCAGUACUGCAUGUGUGUGUAAAUGUUUAUAGUUAUCUUUUCACAAAACAAAAUAAAAUGCUGCUGUUA